UACAAAUGUAUUACUUAAGAGGUUCUAAACAUAAACAAAAAUGUUGUGUUCAUGCAUAAUGUUGUCGCGUUCGACAAAGACAACGGAAACAACAUUGAGCGAUCUUCCAAGAGAUGCGAUAGCUAGCAUACUUCAUAAACUUAGUGGCUCAAUGAUUUUAACAAGUGCACGUUAUGUGUGCUCUUUAUGGUGGAACAUUUGCAAGGACCCUCGCAUGUGGCACUCUAUUGACAUGGAUAUCAAACAUUUUUCCUUUGCACGCUUUGAUUUUGUUUCUUUGGAAAAGAUUUGUCGAUAUUCUGUUGACAAAAGUCUCGGUUAUUUAACGAGAAUUAAUAUUGAUUAUUUUGGAACUGAUAUUCUUCUCCAAUACAUAGCUGCUAGGGCAGGGCAGCUACGAAGCAUAAGACUUUACAAAUGCGAAGAAAUUUCAGAUAAAGGGUUGAGGGAAUUUGUGAUGAAGUUUCCACAAUUAGAAGAGCUUGACAUUGCAUUUACUAACAUAUCUAAGGAAUCUCUUGAAGUUAUUGCCAAAUCUUGCCCUUUGCUGAAAACAUUGAAAUAUAGAUCGUUGGUUGGAGAAGAUAUAGAGGAGAAUGAUGAGGCUUUAAUAAUAACAAAUAACAUGCAUGAGCUACGCCAUCUUGAGACUUAUGGAACCAUGAUAACUAAUAAUGGGAUUAUUGCCAUUCUUAAUGGAUGCCCUCUUCUCCAAUAUCUUGACCUACGAAGUGGUUUUCAUCUUGAUAUGAGUAGAGGAAAAUUCUAUGGUUUAGCAAUGCGAUGCUAUGAUUGGAAAGAAGCAUCAUGAGGCAAAUAAUUUUGAUCAAUGUCAUUUGAAUUUGAAUUUUAGCAUCAUGAGGAAAAUAGAUAUUAGAUUAAUGUCAUUUGAAUUUUAGUUUGAUUUUUAUAUAUGAAUAUGAUAGUUUUUUGUUUGUUUGUCUGUUUUUAGAAAACAUAUAUCAAUGUGAUAUUAUGAAUUAAUGAUAUGGCAUGAUAAUUUUGUUUUGAUUCAUCACAUGAGUUUAUCAAAAAUCAAAGUUAUCGUAGAC
Messenger RNA from Cicer arietinum (chickpea), 1052 nucleotides. RefSeq names its product F-box protein SKIP19-like. The record is from RefSeq and is a predicted model, not a curated record. Gene Ontology annotation, molecular function: protein binding. NCBI's taxonomy places the organism in Eukaryota, Viridiplantae, Streptophyta, Magnoliopsida, Fabales, Fabaceae.